Tarenaya hassleriana is the source of this 1826-nucleotide messenger RNA. RefSeq names its product 3-ketoacyl-CoA synthase 6. The record is from RefSeq and is a predicted model, not a curated record. NCBI's taxonomy places the organism in Eukaryota, Viridiplantae, Streptophyta, Magnoliopsida, Brassicales, Cleomaceae. Gene Ontology annotation, molecular function: acyltransferase activity, transferring groups other than amino-acyl groups. The transcript is spliced from 2 exons. Gene Ontology annotation, biological process: fatty acid biosynthetic process. Gene Ontology annotation, cellular component: membrane. Bases 88 to 1560 code for a protein of 490 amino acids.
CAUCCAAAAAAAAGUUAAAAAAAAAACUCAAGAACAGAGCGAAAGGAUAAUAUAAAAAAACAAAUACAAUUUUCCAAAAAAAAAAAGAUGCCUCCAACUUUGCCAGAAUUCUCUAGUUCCGUGAAGCUCAAGUAUGUAAAACUAGGUUACCAAUACCUAGUCAACCACUUCCUGGGCUUUCUCCUGAUCCCGAUCAUGGCGGCCAUAGCCGUGGAGCUUCUUCGUAUGGGCCCCCAGGAGAUCCUCAGCGUCUGGAACUCACUUCACUUCGAUCUUGUCCAAACGCUCUGCUCAGCUUUCCUCAUCGUCUUCAUUUCCACCGUCUACUUCAUGUCCAAACCUCGUACGGUUUACCUCGUCGACUACGCUUGCUAUAAACCUCCCGUCACGUGCCGUGUCCCCUUUUCGAGAUUGAUUCUGAAGGACAAUCCCAAGAGCGUCGAGUUCCAGAUGAGGAUUCUUGAACGGUCUGGUCUUGGAGAAGAGACGUGUCUGCCUCCUGCUAUACAUUAUAUCCCUCCUAAUCCGACCAUGGAAUCUGCGAGAGGAGAAGCCCAGAUGGUGAUUUUCACCGCCAUGGAUGACCUCUUCAAGAAAACAGGCUUAAAGCCCAGAGACAUCGACAUUCUCAUAGUGAACUGCUCUUUGUUUUCUCCGACACCUUCCCUGUCGGCUAUGGUGAUCAACAAGUACAAGUUGAGGAGUAACAUCAAAAGUUUCAAUCUUUCCGGCAUGGGUUGCAGCGCCGGCUUGAUCUCCGUCGAUCUAGCUCGAGAUUUGCUCCAAGUUCAUCCCAAUUCCAACGCCGUUAUCGUCAGCACAGAGAUCAUCACCCCGAAUUACUACAAGGGCAACGACAGGGCCAUGCUUCUACCCAACUGUCUCUUCCGUAUGGGCGCCGCCGCAAUCCUCCUCUCGAACCGCCGCUCGGACCGGUGGCGAGCCAAGUACAGGCUGUGCCACGUGGUCCGUACCCAUCGCGGAGCUGACGACAAGUCGUACUACUGCGUGUACGAGCAAGAGGACAAGGACGGAAACGUGGGCAUUAACUUGUCCAAAGACCUCAUGGCCAUCGCCGGUGAAGCCCUAAAGUCUAACAUCACCACUCUAGGUCCUCUAGUCCUGCCGGCAUCAGAACAGAUCUUAUUCCUGCUAUCGUUGAUCGGUCGGAAAAUUUUUAACCCUAAAUGGAAACCGUACAUACCCGAUUUCAAGCUCGCGUUCGAACAUUUCUGCAUCCAUGCCGGAGGCAGAGCCGUCAUAGACGAGCUUCAGAAGAAUCUCCAGCUCUCGGCCGAACACGUGGAAGCUUCGAGAAUGACGCUUCACCGAUUCGGAAACACGUCUUCGUCGUCACUUUGGUACGAGCUAAGCUAUAUCGAGGCCAAGGGACGGAUGAGACACGGCGAUCGCGUUUGGCAAAUCGCGUUUGGGAGCGGUUUCAAGUGUAAUUCAGCGGUUUGGAAGUGUAACCGUACGAUCAAAGUGCCGACCGAUGGUCCGUGGUCCGACUCCAUCGACCGCUACCCCGUCUAUAUCCCUGAGAUUGUCAAACUCUGAAUGAAGCUACACGGUUCAGUUGGGUUUAGAUCAAAUUGGUAUGAAUUAGAUUUAGUUUGUGUUCGGUUUGGCCGGUUUAUUUACAUGGGAUUUGAUAUACCGGUGUGAAAAGAAAACAAGAGAGAGAGAAGAAAGCAUAAAGUGCUUGCAUCUGCAAAUAUUUUAUCUUUUACCUUUCAUUUGUGGGCUGUUUUUAAUUCGUCUUGCGGUAAUUUGUGAUGUAUCAAUAACACACUUUAAAAGGAAAACUUUCUUUUAAAAUUUUU